UCCAUUUCAAUCAUCUCCCGGUCAGAUUCAGGUAAAAAUAGCACAGCUAUCUCUUUUGUCUCCACCUUGCGAAUGCCGCGAGGAGCCUCAGAUUUCGCUGGGCCCUUCGUCGGUACACCAACCUAGCUUUUCGUCACCUCUCUCCUCCUCCUCCUCCUCUCUCUCUCUCUCUCGUGGGAAAAUGGCCAGACCCAAUAACGCCACGGUCAGCUGAAACCGAUCGGUUCCUUUACCCUUCCAUCAUGAAAACGUCGAAACCAAGCUCCCGGGUGAGGGUCGCGGUUGUAAAUUUCUUCUGAGAUCUAAAGUCUGUCCUCUUUUCUUUCGGUUUGGGAGGGAUUUCUGGAUGGCUACGUGCUUCGAUCGGUGGGAGAAGGAUCCCUUCUUCGCGGCCGCAGAGGAGGUCCAGGAAGCCGCCGACAGGAUGGAAUCCGUGUAUAGAAGAUGGAUUUAUGAGAGGAAAGCGGCUUCUAGUGGCGCUGGAAAUGGCGAAGACGUCUCCGGCGAGCUCCUCGGGGAGCUUCACACGGCCCUCGGCACUGCAAAAUGGCAGCUAGAGGAGUUGGAUCGGGCGGUUAGGUCGAGCGAUGAGGCUUGCUCGGCCGGGGAGGACACGAGGACCCGGCAUAGCCAAUUUGUUGCGGCGAUUGGGAAUCAGAUCUUGCUGGUGGAGAAUGCUUUGAGGGAAUUGACAGAUGAGGCGGGGAAGGCUAUGGCCUGGGUUCAAUUGGACGAAGGAGAACGGGAUGAACUCGCUCUUUUCUUGUCCUGUCCGUUGCCAGAACUAGAGAAAGUGGUGACUGUUCCAUCUCUUGGUGAGCUAAAGGUAGGGGGCAAUCAGCUGAGGAUGAAUGGAGAGGCUGAAUGCCUGAAGAACUUUUGUGAUUCAUAUGAGUUGGGUAAGGAAGGAAGAGAGGAGGAGAAGGUGCAGGGGCACCGGAGGGCAGCAAGUGCUAAUGCUGAUAUUGGGGUAUGGAAGAUUUCAGUUUCUGAUGAGGAAGCUCCCAGGAGAUCGUUUGACGAGCGGCCCAAUUUACCCCCUCCAAAGAUAUCCAGCUUAUCUUGCUUAACAAAGGCUUUAGAAUCAACAUCUAGGAUGAACUUGUCUAAAAAUGGCUAUAGGAAAUGGAAAGGUGGGGUUCAACAUCAAGACGAUGAAGAAUUGAUCCCAUUACGAAACAAUAGAUUGAGUCGGGGAAAUGAUGCAUGCUAUGAGAAAAGUAAGAGCUGCCUUAGUAGUCAUGGUGAUGAAUCUUAUGAUAAACAGCUCUAUGGGUGGUUUGGAGCUCUUCAAAGACAGUUUCAAAGGUCUCAGUAUCAAAUCCAGUAUGGCCGUCCUAUUCAAACUAUCCUCUGGGCCAUUCUCGUACUUGUAUUACUUGUCUUAUUGGCAUUGAGUGCAAUCUAGUGGUGAUAGACAUAUUGAUACAUCAUUUGGCAGUUGGAAAAUCCAUGGGUGAUAGGUCAGGCUUUGGUACUUUCACAACAAUAAGGUUGUCGAUAAUUUUUGAGGCUUAUGCCAAAUGCAUGCAUCAGAGCCUCAACUCUUUGUAAGGUUUCUUAUUAGUAAAAGAUGUAUCUGGAAAGCCUGAUCUGGAGAGGCCUUGUUUGUAUUCUGUUGCGAAAGUCGUAUCAAUUUGAAAUGUUGGUCUUUUGUUUCCAUAAGAUCACUGUUUGCUUCCAACUUCUAAUGCCAAGACAGAAGUGUCAAUAAUAUUCAUCUCCCAUCAAAUGACAGUUUAGGAAUGCAUCACGCUAUAACCCUUGCUAACACAUGACAGGGGCAUAGUAAUGGAAUCAUCCAAGCCAUUGAUGCACUUGAUGUUGCGAAUCUCAGGUGCUAUAUUGCAUGCAGGAUGGUUCAGAGUGCAUCAAUUGAUAGUCCAGCACUUUGUCAUUAAUCUUGUGUUUAUGCUGUUUAUAUUGUUAGAAGUAGCACAGUCUGCAGAUGGUACGAAAUAUUCUGAAUUUUUCUUGUGCUUAUAGAAGGUUAAUCGACCUAUAUCUUUCAUUUUCUCCAGUAGGACUUCAUCAUCAAUGUGCUGUAUCCAUUGCAGGACUUCAGUGUCUUCAUUACCGUCCCAUGAACUGGCUGGUCCCUAACAUCUUACUCCCUGGGGUUUUCGCUUGCUGAGAUUAACUUGAAUCGAGAAAGAGUGGAGGAAAAUGCUCAGGAUGGAAUCCACCAGUGAUAGCACAGGUUUAUCAUUGUUAGGUUAAGUGGAUUGUGUUGUAAAUUGUGUCUUGUAUUGUGAACUCCUGAAUGCUAAAUCACUUCAGCAAUUAGCAUUGCUUUAGUUUUAUAAUUUA
Messenger RNA from Elaeis guineensis (African oil palm), 2310 nucleotides. RefSeq lists its product as uncharacterized. The record is from RefSeq and is a predicted model, not a curated record. Gene Ontology annotation, cellular component: membrane. Lineage: Eukaryota; Viridiplantae; Streptophyta; Magnoliopsida; Arecales; Arecaceae. Gene Ontology annotation, biological process: Golgi vesicle transport.